AUGUACGUUGAUGGAAGAUUCCUCUCCAAUCUUCGUUUUGUGGACGUCGUUCUCUUCUCGAAAAGUACCAAUGAAGCAGAAACGAUGCUCAACGAAUUGAACGAAGCAGGGAAGAGAAUAGGACUACGAAUAAACAGGAAGACACAGUUCAUGAAGAACGCGCACUGCGAGGACGGAGGAGUACAACUUGAAGGCUCCCAAAUCGUGGAAACUCCGUCAUACGUAUACCUCGGACAUUCUAUGAACAUGGAAGGCGACUUGAAAGAAGAACUGAAUAGAAGAAUGAGAGCAGCAUUGGCAGCAUUCGCAUCUCUCAGGGAACCUACGGACCAACUGACGGACCAAGAUCUUCGUGCCCAUCUGUUUGACUAG
This is a messenger RNA of Necator americanus (New World hookworm), 372 nucleotides long. RefSeq lists its product as uncharacterized. Lineage: Eukaryota; Metazoa; Nematoda; Chromadorea; Rhabditida; Ancylostomatidae. The coding region runs from base 1 to 372 and encodes 123 amino acids. The transcript has a single exon. The record is from RefSeq and is a predicted model, not a curated record.